Entrophospora candida is the source of this 135-nucleotide messenger RNA. The record is from the annotation of a GenBank genome assembly. NCBI's taxonomy places the organism in Eukaryota, Fungi, Glomeromycota, Glomeromycetes, Entrophosporales, Entrophosporaceae.
AUGAUAAAAAAAGCCAAAGACCUUAUGACACAAAAGCCACAAAGACACAAACCUGAUGACAAAGCAUUAAGCGAAAUCAGAAAAUACCAAAAAACCACAAAACUCCUUCUCCACAAAUUACCAUUUUCAAGAAUA